Molecule: messenger RNA, 796 nt
Organism: Rhagoletis zephyria (snowberry fruit fly)
Lineage: Eukaryota; Metazoa; Arthropoda; Insecta; Diptera; Tephritidae
Product: serine protease easter-like
Biological process (GO): proteolysis
Molecular function (GO): serine-type endopeptidase activity
Source: RefSeq, a predicted model, not a curated record
CAAAAUUUCUUUAUAGGUUUGUUGCCCCAAAACGAUAGAGAUAGUGGAAGAAGAGGUGAGAACAACUACAACAGAAGCUGCUCUGGAGGAGAGAAAAUGCGAAACUCCCAAUCAAGUGGCUGGUAUUUGCUUAUCACUCAUUCAGUGCAAAUCUUUAAUGAAAAUAAUGCACAAAAAUGAGUUUUUCGAGAAUGAUAUGCAAUACUUGCGUGCCAGUUUUUGUGCAGAUGCAGAUAGAUUUCCGAUGGUUUGCUGUCCCGAUAUUUCAAUGACUGAAGGUACAUUCUUACCAAUGCCUCCAUACUGCGGAAAAGUAUUAGUAGAAAAUAAUACCGAUGAUACUGCUACCACAACAACAGAUAUCGAUGAAUAUCCCUGGACGGCAUUGCUCGUCUACACUAAUCCAAGAGGUCAACUCAGUUUUCCCUGUGGAGGUACGCUUAUCCACGAGCAUUUUGUGCUCACCGCUGCGCAUUGUCUUGAAGUGGAAGCUGGUAUUAGUAAGUUAACUGGCGUACGCUUGGGUGAAUGGGCUACUCAAGUGAGUAAGGAUUGUCAAAGUAAAAAUGCCGAACACGAACUCUGCGCACCCACACAACAUGAUGUGGCUGUAGAAAAGUUGAUUACUCAUCCAGAAUACAAUUCGACGAAUAACGACUUAGCACUGCUGCGCUUAGCUGAAGUAAUUUCAUUUACUCGCUUCAUUAUUCCGAUAUGUUUGCCUUUCGACAGUAGCCACCUUGCGUAUCCUUCGGUAGACACCACUAUGUACGUUGCCGGUUGGAGCGCAAAGAGC